Messenger RNA from Arabidopsis lyrata subsp. lyrata, 1573 nucleotides. RefSeq lists its product as uncharacterized. The transcript has 3 exons. Bases 204 to 1313 code for a protein of 369 amino acids. The record is from RefSeq and is a predicted model, not a curated record. Gene Ontology annotation, cellular component: plant-type cell wall. Lineage: Eukaryota; Viridiplantae; Streptophyta; Magnoliopsida; Brassicales; Brassicaceae.
AAUGGUCAAUAAGGUUCCAAAUCUCUGGAAAGGAAUAGCGUCACAACCCCACGUGGGAUACUCCAACUAGCCUCAGUGGCACACACUCGUAAUAUAUUACAACCUCCAAGGUCAUUUUUAUAGCUCCCUCUCCUUAUAAGCAAUAGCCACAACUCUCUUUGCCAAUUACAUUUUACACUCAUCUCUUUCUCUCUUCCGUCAAAAUGGGAGGCGUCACCGUCGUGUCCUUCUUCCUUCUUUUCAUCGCCACCGCAACCGCCUCUAAGUCCACCGUCUCCUUCCGUGACGGCAUGUUACCAAACGGAGACUUCGAGCUAGGACCAAAACCAUCAGACAUGAAAGGAACAGAAAUACUAAACAAACUAGCAAUACCAAACUGGGAAGUCACAGGAUUCGUCGAAUACAUCAAAUCAGGACAUAAACAAGGAGACAUGCUUCUCGUUGUUCCCGCCGGUAAAUUCGCAGUCCGGCUAGGGAACGAAGCAUCGAUCAAACAAAGACUUAAAGUGGUUAAAGGAAUGUAUUACUCGCUCACUUUUAGUGCUGCUAGGACUUGUGCUCAAGACGAGAGACUUAACAUAUCUGUAGCACCUGACUCCGGUGUGAUUCCGGUGCAGACGGUUUAUAGUAGUAGUGGGUGGGAUUUGUAUGCUUGGGCGUUUCAAGCUGAGAGUGAAGUUGCUGAAGUUGUGAUUCAUAAUCCUGGUGUUGAGGAAGAUCCAGCUUGUGGUCCACUUAUUGAUGGUGUCGCCAUGAGAUCUCUUUACCCUCCACGACCAACUAAUAAGAACAUUUUGAAAAACGGAGGAUUUGAAGAAGGUCCAUUAGUACUACCAGGCGCGACAACGGGAGUUUUGAUCCCACCGUUCAUAGAAGAUGACCACUCUCCUUUACCUGGCUGGAUGGUGGAGUCUCUCAAGGCUGUCAAGUACGUAGACAUUGAGCAUUUCUCAGUCCCACAGGGUCGCCGAGCUAUUGAGCUUGUAGCGGGUAAAGAGAGCGCCAUUGCUCAAGUGGUUCGUACCAUCAUUGGGAAAACUUACGUGCUGUCUUUUGCGGUUGGAGACGCCAACAAUGCUUGCAAAGGAUCAAUGGUGGUUGAGGCUUUUGCGGGAAAAGAGACACUUAAGGUCCCUUACGAGUCGCAAGGCACCGGAGGGUUUAAACGAGCUUCUAUCCGGUUUGUGGCGGUUUCGAGCCGAUCAAGAAUUAUGUUCUACAGCACUUUCUAUGCCAUGAGAAGCGAUGAUUUCUCGUCAUUGUGUGGGCCUGUCAUCGACGAUGUCAAGCUUAUAAGCGUUCGUAAACCAUAGAUGAAUCACAAAUCCUAUUACAAGAAAAUGCAGCGUGUGGUCUUUUCUUAUUUCUUAAAUUGUCUUUGGUGAGUUUUUGAUUUUAUUCUAAAGAGAAAGUGAAAAGACAGAGGUUAGGGUUUUAUAUAGGCACAUGGGCCUUUGCUUAUAUUGUAUUUUCUUGUAUGAGAAGGCAAAAGAAACGUUGCCAUUAUCUUAUGUAUCUAGGCCUUUUGAUUUUUAUGGAGAGUUACAAAACUUACAAUAAAAGUUUAUGCAUA